CACUAGUACUUUCUACUCACCAGCCCACUGGUCCCGGGAAGGUUGGGGACAUGCUGGCCAUUCCGUAGGUGGGGAUACUGAGUCUCUGAGAGGUGAAGUGACUUGCUCCCCUCAUACACAGAGUAGCUAGGGGCAGCAGGGUUUGGAUCCAGGGCUCUGUGACUCUGGGAAGACAGAGGGUUAAGCUGGCCGGGCCCCUGGGCUCCCAGCUAUGGGCAGCUCCUCACCUCUCUCCUCCUUUCCAGGGGCUGGACUCCUGGGGGCGUUCGGGGCAGGUGCUGGUGGGCUCGCAGGUGGUGGCCCUGGGGCAGGGCUCGGGGCCUUUCCAGCAGGCGCCUACCCGGGGGCUCUGGUGCCCGGUGGAGCAGCGGGUGCUGCCGCGGCCUAUAAAGCUGCCAAGGCUGGGGCUGGGCUUGGCGGUGUCGGCGGCCUUGGCGGGGUGGGCGGCCUUGGUGGCAUCGGCGGCUUGGGAGUGUCUACAGGCGCGGUGGUGCCUCAGGCUGGAGCCGGAGUCGGAGUCGGAGCCGGAGCGAAGCCUGGGAAGGUGCCCGGUGUGGGGCUGCCCGGUGUAUACCCAGGUGGAGUGCUCCCAGGCGCAGGAGCUCGGUUCCCGGGUGUGGGGGUGCUCCCUGGGGUUCCCACCGGAGCCGGAGUCAAGGCCAAGACCCCAGGUGGAGGUGGAGCUUUCGCCGGAAUCCCAGGAGUCGGACCCUUUGGGGGCCAGCAGCCUGGCGUCCCGCUGGGGUACCCCAUCAAGGCACCCAAGCUGCCAGGUGGCUAUGGACUGCCCUACAGCACUGGGAAACUGCCCUUCGGCUAUGGGCCCGGAGGAGUGGCUGGUGCCGGGGCCAAGGCUGGGUACCCGACGGGGACAGGAGUUGGCGCGCAGGCUGCAGCAGCAGCAGCUAAAGCAGCAAAGUAUGGUGCGGGAGGAGCCGGGGUUCUCCCUGGUGUUGGAGGCGGCGGCAUUCCCGGCGGGCCCGGCGCAAUUCCUGGGAUCGGAGGCAUCGCAGGGGCGGGGGCGCCGGCUGCUGCGGCAAAGGCUGCUGCGAAGGCAGCUAAGUUCGGAGCUGCUGGAGGCUUGGUGCCCGGUGGACCAGGCUUUGGCGGCCCGGGAGUUGGGGUCCCAGGUGUUGGGGUCCCGGGUGUUGGAAUCCCAGGUGUUGGAGUCCCAGGAGCUGUGUCACCAGCUGCAGCUGCUAAAGCAGCCAAAUUCGGGGCCAGAGCUGGAGUGGGUGUUGGAGGCAUUCCCACUUACGGGGUCGGGGUCGGUGCUGGGGGCUUUCCUGGUUACGGUAUCGGAGCUGGAGUCGGAGGUGUUCCUGGAGCUGCCCUUUCCCCUGCAGCCCAGGCAGCAGCCGCGGCCAAGGCAGCCAAGUACGGUGCUGGAGGGGCAGGAGCCUUGGGAGGGCUGGUGCCGGGGAUCGGAGAUGGAGUGGCAGGUGUCCCAGGUACAGGAGGGGUGCCAGGAGUAGGGACCCCAGCCGCUGCAGCCGCCAAAGCCGCCGCCAAAGCCGCCCAGUUCGGGUUAGGCCCCGGUAUUGGCGUGGGUCCCGGCAUUGGUCCCGGCAUUGGCAUUGGUCCCGGUGGUGUUAUAGGAGCAGGGGCCCCCGCUGCAGCCAAAGCCGCGGCUAAAGCAGCCGCCAAAGCCCAGUACCGGGCUGCAGCUGGGCUCCCUGUUGGUGUUCCCGGCUUUGGGGUUGGUGCCGGCGUUCCCGGAUUCGGAGUUGGUGCCGGCAUUCCUGGAUUUGGAGUUGGUGUUCCUGGCUUUGGGGCAGGUGCAGUACCUGGAACCCUGGCUGCAGCUAAAGCCGCCAAAUAUGGAGUGGGAGGUGCCGGGGCUCUCGGCGGAAUAGGUGUCCCAGGCGGUGUGGCAGGAGUCGGACCUGCGGCCUCAGCCGCUGCUGCCAAAGCCGCCGCCAAAGCCGCCCAGUUUGGCCUCGGGGGACCCGGAGGCCUGGGAGUCGGGGGGCUCGGAGUCGGGGGGCUCGGAGGCCUUGGAGGUGUGUCCCCGGCCGCAGCUGCUAAAGCAGCCAAAUAUGGUGCCGCUGGUCUAGAAGGUGUCCUGGGAGCCACCAGGCCAUUCCAAGUCGGAGGAGUUGCAGCAAGACCUGGCUUCGGACUGUCCCCUAUUUACCCAGGUGGCGGAGCCGGGGGCCUGGGCAUUGGUGGCAAACCUCCCAAGCCCUAUGGAGGGGCCCUGGGAGCCCUGGGAUUCCCAGGUGGGGCCUGCCUGGGGAAAUCCUGUGGCCGGAAGAGAAAGUGAGCUUCCCGGGACCCCUGACUCGCGACCUCAUCAACGUUGGUGCUACUGCUUGGUGGAGAAUGUAAACCCCUUGUGACCCCCUCCCCCACCCCCC
Molecule: messenger RNA, 2360 nt
Organism: Leptonychotes weddellii (Weddell seal)
Lineage: Eukaryota; Metazoa; Chordata; Mammalia; Carnivora; Phocidae
Source: RefSeq, a predicted model, not a curated record